Daldinia loculata is the source of this 1929-nucleotide messenger RNA. RefSeq lists its product as uncharacterized. The transcript is spliced from 6 exons. The coding region runs from base 1 to 1929 and encodes 642 amino acids. Lineage: Eukaryota; Fungi; Ascomycota; Sordariomycetes; Xylariales; Hypoxylaceae. The record is from RefSeq and is a predicted model, not a curated record.
AUGCACGGCAUCAGAAUCGUUUUGGGUAAUCUGGUGAUCCUUUUGAGAGACUUGCUUCCCGCUCCUCCACUUCCGACCCUUAACCUGCGGGAACGGUUCCUGACUCAUAUUCGGGAGGCCGCACAAAACCUGCAUCGCUACCAAGAACACAAGUUCUUGACCGCUAAGGUCCGCUGCAAGCAUACCCAACAUCGGCCUACCAGCAGAAUCAAGAGGAACAGGGGGUGUAGCUGGUGGGCGAAGGGAAAAGGAGGCAUGACAGAAGGGUACGUCAAUAUCAGGCAGAUAUCCAAGAUGGUUAUCAACCCGAAGACACCCCAGCUUGUCUGGAAUACUCUACCGAGUGACGACGUCUUUGCGUCUGGGUCUCACUUUCGCUGCCAAUGUGAAGAGAAGACCCUAGAGGCGUUCCUUCGUCAAGAAUUCAUUAACUGCCCCCACGAAAUAGGCAAGUUCUGGAACCGCGUGGUGUAUCAACAACGAUUGAAGCAGGCAAUGGAUGAACAAAGCUGGUUCCAAAAUAUGGGCGCGGAUAGUGGGGAUGAAGCUUACAUGGUAAGAUCGUCACGCAGCUCAUUGGAGUGGCAUCGGAGUAGAUACUCAUGCUUGUGCUCUCAGCCCGAGGUCCUUUAUAGCGAAUGCUUUCCGCCUAUUGAUACGAGUACUCCAUAUACUGGAACCCAAACGACUUCCGCUGGUGUCUCAGGCGUAAAUGCCGGAAGAGAUUUCGAUCCGAGUCAUCCCCAACGCAACAAAGGACCCGUUGGAAACGAAUCAAUGCAUCUACCAAGCCUCCGCACAUCAAACGCUUACCCUCGAGACUUCGGGGCCAGCUACGACGGGCGCCAAUUUUCCGCGCAGACGUGCGAUAUGACUGGCCGUCAUCAAACGGCCAGCUAUCUCGACUACCCAGAUGGCCUACCUAAUACCGACUGGCCCUCCAACAUCCCCGUCUUCGGGGAACCUUUAGAAGGCAUACAAGUCAGCCCUAGCAGCUUCUCCUCUUCAGCCCCAUCCUCGGCAACUUCUGAAGCCAUGGCUGCGAUGACCCUCGAUCCCAUGGCGGUACAUAGCAGCACAGCUGGGCAUCUACAAGCUAGCAGUUCUGUUGUCGGCCCGGAAAAUCCUGUAAAUGCUUGGUCAUCGUCGAGCUAUCCUUCGACCAUCUCUCCCAAGAUGCUGCGAAUUAACCCAUCGCCAACACCAGCCUCCUCAUCGGAGUCAGUCCACAAUAGUAUGCUUGCUGGCGGCGACUUGGAUCUCAGCACCCCCGCGUAUGAACACCAGCACCCCCGUAGCCCGUUCCAUUCGCAACGGCAGACCCAAAAGCCACGAAAAGAACUUCCAAGUAAACCAGCGAGAUCACGGCUGGGACCAUUAGUAUCUUCCGAGUCGCCGUCAUCUUCAAAGGGAAAGAGGCCAGCUUUGCCCCAACUCUCCGCUGAUCCUGAACGAUCGCCUCACAAAAUACGGACUACUCAACCAAAGCAGGAGCAUCAGGAUACCGCCGUCCAAGGAAGCGAAGGAUCACCAGCUCGUGGGCGCGGCACUAGAGUCGUCGAGAGAGUACGGUCUGCCAAGGACGAUUUCCUAGUCCGAUCAAAGCUAGCAGGCAAGACGUACCGCGAGAUCCGGCUCGAGGGGAACUUCACCGAAGCGGAAUCUACGCUGCGAGGACGGUUCCGGACUCUGACCAAGGACAAGGAGGCGCGUGUGAGAAAGCCGGAGUGGCAAGACAACGAUAUACGUCUGUUAAAGAAGGCCGUCCGCAAGCUAGCCAAGAGCAACGAUAUGGUUCCGUCCAAGGCGCCCUGGGGCCAGGUGGCUGAAUACAUUAUGGACCAUGGCGGCUCGUACCAGUUUGGCGGCGCUACUUGCCAUAGGAAAUGGAAGGAAUUGGUGGAUGAGGGUAAGGCGGGAUGGAAAUGA